GCAGACAGAAUUGUAGCAACGCAACAGGGUAUUCCUCUUUUAAUUAUAAUGAUGUCUCGACGAGGCAACACGCUAAUAUUUGGAAAUUUGCUAUUCAACCUGUUCCUCUGGUCAGCCUCAGCAGAAAAUAUUGAAGUGGCUACGAAAACAGGAGUUGUUGAAAGUUUUGAGCAUCCUUUAGUCAUUGGAGGGGGAGUAUAUGUUUUUAUGGGAAUUCCAUAUGCAAAACCACCUGUUGGAGAUCUUCGUUUUAGCAAACCAGUGCCCAUUGAAAGUUGGGAAGGAAAAAUAGGAGGUGAAACUAAACCCAACUCUUGCUACCAAACAGAAAUACAUCAUGAUCAAGAGGUUCAUGACCUGUGGAAGCUAAAAACACCUGUCAGUGAAGACUGUCUUUAUCUGAAUAUCUACGUCCCUCGUAAUUCCACAUUAGGGUUCGGUAUUGACAAUCCCAAGUCUGAAGAUCUGAUUCCAGUGAUGGUGUUCAUCCACGGUGGCAAAUUUCACUAUGGAUCUAGUUCACCUGAUGCCUAUGACGGAGCUGUUCUAGCUGAUGCCACGGAUGUUAUCGUGGUCACUAUGAACUACCGUCUUGGUCCACUGGGGUUUCUCCACCUCAACAACGACGAUAUUCAAGGGAAUCAAGGUUUGAUGGACCAGCAGACUGCACUUCGUUGGGUUAAAGAAAAUAUUGUAUCAUUUGGUGGCAAUCCAGAAAAUAUAACUCUGUUUGGAGAAGGUUCCGGGUCUGUUUGUGUUGGACUUCACCUCAUGAUGGAAGAAAGCAAGGAAUUAUUUCGCCAUGCUAUCAUGGAGAGUAUGAGUCCUUUGUUCCCACACUCCUCCCAUAACUUAGAAGAAGCAAAUGAGCUAAAAACACUUUUGGCUAAGAAGACAGGCUGUACCUCUGAUGACUUCAGUCAACUUCUUUCCUGCCUUCGUGGUGUGAAAGCUGAAAAACUAACAUCCGCCACAGAAGAGAUAAUAGCUGAAGGCCAUGAAAUGCCUUUUGUUCCAACUUACGGUCCAAACAGCAUGAUUCCGAAAUCUCCUAUUGAACUGGCCCAAGAGGGCCACUUUAAUGACGUAGUUUUGCUUAUUGGAACAAACCAGGAUGAAGGCUCAAGAGCUCUUGAAAAUUUUCUUCCAGAAUCUAGAGAAGAAAUCAGUAGAGAUGAUGCCAUUGCUGUAAUUCAGAAAGCGCUUUAUAACAAGAAGCCAGAUACAGUUCAAAAAAUUGUGGACCAUUACAUGAGCAAUGUAGAUCCUUCUAACACCCGAGCAAACUUGCACGCCCUCAGAGAUGCCUUAGGAGACUACUUAUUCAUGUGCCCAAAUUUGUAUUUUACAGAAUAUUUAAGUGAGAGUGGAAAGCUUGCUUACUAUUACUUUUUGAACUUUGUACCAAAAAGAUACCACCGGUUGGAGCUGAUUAACCAAGGGGACGAAGUGGAGUUUGUAUUUGGUUUACCAUUCCAAGAGGUUGGGCUUCAAGAAUAUGCCUCUGCUGAGAGGGAUCUGAGUUUGCGAAUAAUGUCUCACUUUUCAACCUUUGCUGAAAAAGGAAAUCCCUCACUUGCCUUGAACGAGUGGCCAUCUUUUAGCGAAGGAUGGCCAGUCUAUCAGGAGCUCAACACACUCACUCCGAAUUUUGCAUUCAUCUACAAUCACUUUCACUGUGAGUUUUGGCGAGACAUUAUCAACGAGAAGCACUGACGUCCAUAACCCAUUUAUGACUUAUUAAUUACAAAGAAACCAAACUCAUGAACACCGUGAAUUAUUAAACGUCUUGAAAAAAUGUACCAAUCGACUUUCCUCGACAGAGAUUUUGCGAUGACUCCCAGUCAUUUUAAACAUUCUGUUAUGCUGUCAUUUUACUGUUCUUGUUCUGUUUGUAAUGUUUGUUUUAUCUUGUGAGAUAUCAACGGCACUUGUAUAAACAAUAUUAUGGUCAGUUAUUGUUCUUCUGUGAUAUUUUCACGUACUCGUUAUACUAUAUGAAUUACUUUUCUUUAUUUUUUUUUUAUUUUUAGA
Messenger RNA from Limulus polyphemus (Atlantic horseshoe crab), 2034 nucleotides. RefSeq names its product acetylcholinesterase-like. The coding region runs from base 49 to 1716 and encodes 555 amino acids. Lineage: Eukaryota; Metazoa; Arthropoda; Merostomata; Xiphosura; Limulidae. The transcript has 3 exons. The record is from RefSeq and is a predicted model, not a curated record. Gene Ontology annotation, biological process: acetylcholine catabolic process; choline metabolic process. Gene Ontology annotation, cellular component: plasma membrane. Gene Ontology annotation, molecular function: acetylcholinesterase activity.